Molecule: messenger RNA, 2133 nt
Organism: Gadus morhua (Atlantic cod)
Lineage: Eukaryota; Metazoa; Chordata; Actinopteri; Gadiformes; Gadidae
Gene: arhgap28
Product: Rho GTPase activating protein 28
Exons: 17
Coding region: 118-2064 (648 amino acids)
Biological process (GO): regulation of actin filament polymerization; regulation of small GTPase mediated signal transduction; signal transduction
Cellular component (GO): cytoplasm
Molecular function (GO): GTPase activator activity
Source: RefSeq, a predicted model, not a curated record
CCUCUCUCUGUGUUGUUUCAGACCUGUCUCAGAUCAAGGAUAUAGCUUCGUGUGUCUCUCUCAUCUGUUACUCAACAGGGUUGUUUGAUGCUCCAACUGCUGUAGAAUUCUGUUGUCAUGGAGACCUACUGGAGGGAGGUGCAGAACAUAAAGGAUGAAGAGGAAGAGAGGGAGGAAGAGGAGGAAGAGACAUGUCUGGACGAGGCGGAGCUAGAGGAGGCGUGGCUAUCAGAGGCGGGGCUGUCCUCCCUGGUUACGGGUUCAGCUACAGAGGACGGGCCUGCGGACGCACUGCUGUCCACGUUGACCCGGCAACAGGUUGCCACGGUGACGGAGAGGCUGGAGAAUUACAAGCAGACGCUGAGGAAAACGAACAGACCGGCGCCCACACACGUCCAGGACAUCUUCACCACGAGUUCUCCCGGACCCCCUGACUCCGCCCCUCCCAGGUUCCACAGAACCACGAAGACCAUCCAUAAACCCAGAGUGCGUCCUUCCGUUCCAAAUUUCCAACCGUCUGAGGAGGAACUGUCGGAACAUCUUCCAGAUUCAUACACACACUCUCCUACACACUCUCCUACACACUCUCCUACGCACUCUCCUAUGCACACACACUCUCCUACAAACUCUCCUAAACACUCUCCUACACACGAACAUUCUACGACACACUCUCCCACUCACUCAGACAUUUCAACACACACACACACAGACACAAAAACACCAACCCCCCUACCUACACACACAGCCAACAGCCACCUAGAGACGAAGCAGACAGUGGAAGCUGAUUGGCUGGUGUCUGAGCUGCCCUACUCAGAGGGCGUGUCUAACCACAAAAGGGGCGUUGCCUCCCAACAUCUCCACGGAAACACUGACCUUCUAGUCAUCCAGCUGCCCAGCUCCAGGGGGGUCCUGGUGCGAGUGGAGGACCUGUCCCCAGCAGACGUCACCCAGCUGGGCUUCAUCGCCCUCAUAGAGCUCUCUACCUUCCUGAGCUCCCUGGGGGUCCGGACCCCCAAGACCAAGACCCACCGACACAGAGCGCCAGGCAAGGACAGCGGUGUGUUUGGAGUUCCGUUGUCAUCUCUGUUGGAGAGAGACAGGAAGCUGUACUCAGGAGAGACAGUUCCUGCGGUCUUUAGAAAGCUGCUGUGUAUUCUAGAGCAGACCGGUCUGGACACAGAGGGGAUUCUGAGAGUCCCGGGGUCCGCUGCUAGACUGAAGUUUCUGCGCAGGGAGCUGAACAAGAAGUUCUCAGCGGGGCAGUUUGAUUGGUCGACGGUGAGGCCGCAGGAAGCUUCCGGGCUGAUGAAGAUGUUCCUCAGAGAUCUCCCGUCCCCCCUCCUCACCUCCAUGCACCUCCCGGCCUACACCGCCCUGCUGGGUAUACCCUCUCAGGUGCACCAGGUUCAAGCUCUCCAUCUUCUCACUCUGCUGCUACCCGAAGCUAACAGACACCUGCUGAAGGUGCUGCUGUCCUUCCUCUGUGAGGUUGUGUCCCACCAGGACAGGAACAGAAUGUCCCUGUGGAACGUUUCCAUGGUGAUAGCCCCCAACCUCUUCCCCAGCCGCCACGGAAACAAGCGCUGCGUCGCCCGGCAACAGCAGGAGAUGGAGGAGGCUGUGGGCGCCGCUCACCUGGUCCAGCUGCUGGUCGCCCACCGAGACCUGCUGUGGACGGUACCGUGCUUCCUGCUGGCCCAGGUGAGACGGGUGAACCAGGUGACCUGCCACAAGAAAGGUCUGAAGAAGAGACAGGACAAGAACUACAAGAACCAGGUGCCCAGUCUGUGGGAGGGGGUGAUCAGAGUUCAUGCCCCCCUACAUUCCAAGGUUUCCAUGGCGAUACAACUGGAUGGACACACCAGGGCCAAGGACGUCAUCGCCCGCUUCCAAUACGAGAACAGGACGGGUUAUGAGGACGUCAAUUGUUUGUUCGAAGUUGGAGGAAACAUUGGAGAAAGGUGUCUCCACCCAGACACUGUGCUGAUGGACGUCCACCUGGUGAACCCUUCCUGUAGCUGGCUGCUAAAACCUCGACCACAGGCCUCCCACCACUGGGCCUAAUGCUACCGCUACUAGCAUCAUUACUAACACUGCUACUAGUAUUAUUACUACUACUGCUACUAGUGCUAC